Aegilops tauschii subsp. strangulata is the source of this 1546-nucleotide messenger RNA. RefSeq lists its product as uncharacterized. Gene Ontology annotation, molecular function: histone binding; DNA binding. Gene Ontology annotation, biological process: nucleosome assembly; transcription by RNA polymerase I. Gene Ontology annotation, cellular component: nucleolus. NCBI's taxonomy places the organism in Eukaryota, Viridiplantae, Streptophyta, Magnoliopsida, Poales, Poaceae. The record is from RefSeq and is a predicted model, not a curated record.
AUGGCGGGCUACGACGACAAUGAAACCAACGUAGUGGAGGAUGAGUACGACGACCUUGAUGAUUUCAUCGUCGGAAGUGACGAUGAGGGCGACAAUGUGGCCGAGGAGGAUGAAGAGGAGCUGCCCGAGGCUGAGGAGAUAGAAGUGGAAGAACAGUACGAGGAGGAAGAGGAAGAAGAGCCGCCUGCUGGCACGCAGGAAAUCCUUUCCUUCAGGGAGCAAUUGAAGGCCAAAUUAAGGAAACAACAUCAGUCUAACGGUGCCAACUACGGGAACCCUAGCUGCUCGUCGUCUGAUCAACCGCCGGUCAGGUCCAGAUUUGGCAACUUCUUUGGGCCGUCCACGCCAGUACUUGCUCCCCGGCUCAUCGAGGCGGGGUGCUCAUCGAUAAUGCAGGAGAACCAGAACCUGCCGUCCAGAAAACAUGCCGCUCCGUCGUCGUCUUCGAAGACACAGCCAAGUGCGAGCGCCCAUGAGCAGAAACCCAAGAUCGUACCUCAGGUGAAACGUAAGGUUGACACCCUUCGCAAGAACAGGGACUACUCGAACCUGUUCUCGGACGAUGCCGAUACCGCUUCCCCAACAGAGGAACACACAGAAAAUAAGCCUGUCAUGGCCCUAAAAUCUGGUGAGUAUGAACACAGUAGAUCUUUCCAGAGCCCAAACAAAUUCGAAUUUAUGUUCGAAGCUCAUCCGAUGAAGACGAAGCAUUCUGCUGCGACAAACAAGAAGGUGCUCACAAACCAUCCUGCCAGACCAUCAAAAGACCAUGGAUCCAUCCAGAACCACGCGCAAACAAACAAGGUGGUCUCUCAGGUGAAGAAGGAGCCACUCCCAAACGGGAGGAAACCGAUUGCUGCUGCCAGGAAUGGAUCCAGACCACCCAACGGCACCACCAAAGCUCGUCCAGGGUUGGAGCCAUCCUCAAAUGGCCAAAACCCGCAGCGCUCGAUGCAGAGCAAGAGCCCGCAGACGUUGCCUUCUGCCCAGCGGCAGCAGCAGCGGCGACCAAAACCACAGGGUCAGAGGCAGCAGAACUGCACCCCUCCUUCGUCGCAAAAGCAGCUGGCUCCUUCCUCCAAACCAAAGCCAUCUCCAACAAGUGCUGUUUACAGUGAUCCCGCAAAGAAAAAGGGUGUAGUGAAGAGGAAACUCAGUGACGCUGAGAAAGUUCGUCAAAUGGUCAGAGAUGUGUUCAACUACGACCCGGGCAAGUAUGGCAAGGAUGUAGAUGAUGAUAGGGACAUGGAAGCAGGUUAUGCCAGCAUACAGAUGGAGGAGAGAAGAAGUGCAAAGAUUGCAAGAAAAGAGGAUGAAGAGGAAUAUCGCCGGAUUCAGGAAGAAGAGCAGCGCGAGCGGGCGAAGAAGAAGAAGAAGCAACGUACAGAAUCGUAGACAAUUCCAUGGCUAGAUUGUAUUACCCUAGUCAUAUAGUGUUCUUUUAUAGCUUGUAAGUUCCAGGACAUCAAGUUAAGGACCGUCAUAUCUCAUGAGUACAAGACGUGACUACAUUUUGACGGUUCAUAUUGGUUCUGCAACAUGGUAG